This is a messenger RNA of Entelurus aequoreus (snake pipefish), 1117 nucleotides long. RefSeq names its product growth arrest and DNA damage-inducible protein GADD45 beta-like. Gene Ontology annotation, biological process: regulation of cell cycle. The coding region runs from base 79 to 546 and encodes 155 amino acids. The record is from RefSeq and is a predicted model, not a curated record. The transcript has 4 exons. NCBI's taxonomy places the organism in Eukaryota, Metazoa, Chordata, Actinopteri, Syngnathiformes, Syngnathidae. Gene Ontology annotation, cellular component: cytoplasm; nucleus.
CAGCACAAAUACACGCAGACGCCACUACACGCAAGGACUUUAUUUCCAUCGCCGUUUUCUUGUUUUCCCCCUGCAAGAAUGAUUCCUGAGGGGAACUUUGUUUCCAGCGUCAUGGAGAACAGGAUGCGAUCCGUGGGUUUGGCCCUGGAGGAGCUCCUGCUGACGGCUCAGAAACAAGACUGCCUGACUGUUGGCAUCUAUGAGUCAGCUAAACUUCUCAACGCGGACCCGGACAGCGUGGUGCUGUGCGUCCUGGCGGCCGACGACGAAGACGACGUGGCUCUCCAGAUCCACUUCACCCUGUUGCGGUCGUUCUGCUGCGACAACAGCAUCACCAUCCUGAGGGUGUCCGGCGUGCCGCGGCUCGGGCAGCUGCUGGCGGCUGUGGACGCCAACAGCAACGCGGAGGAGCCCAAAGACCUGCACUGCAUGCUGGUGACGAACCCCCAAGCUGAGCACCGUAGGCUCCAGGAAGUGGGGAUCUACUGCCAGGAGAGCCGACGCAUGAACCAGUGGGUGCCCGAACUGGUUCUGCAGGAGCGUUGAAGCGCACCCGAACGCCACACGGAACACGAAGGAGCGCUUUCUGGGUUCCUUUCAAGAUGAUGAACUUUUAGGAGGAUGCCGCAGCUCCACAAGGGGACGUUUCUGGACUGGACCAGGCGAAGCUGGAACCGAGGACAUGCUGGAAGGAUCACAUCUCCAGACUAUUUAUUGUUCUUUGCGGGCCAGGAUGUCCUGAGACAGUCUGUACGUUAUGCUGCUAAUCAGCCCUCGCUGCUUGCUCAGGGGGCAGCAGCAGCGGGGGCCACAGAGGAGAAAUUCCACACCCCAGCUGGUUCCUGGAGCAGCCACGUGGUUUCUAAGAACCAGACAGGAAUGUCGCAACGCUGAACCUGUGCCUAGCAUUCCCUGUAUUCCGGCGUGGAAGAUUCCUCGGAGAGGCGUGUGCGUCGCAGAGGCACCGUCUCCAUGGAAACUGAAACGGUUUUCACAGGAUCCAAAGAAAGACCUUCUCGAAGCAUUCAAUGUGUUGAUGAGAUACUGAAUAGUACACACACUGUAUUUCAGUUUAUGUCUUUUAAAGUCUUGAUAAUAAAGUAUUUUCUUCAUAUCA